This is a messenger RNA of Morus notabilis, 690 nucleotides long. Its product is annotated as glutathione S-transferase U10. The coding region runs from base 1 to 690 and encodes 229 amino acids. The transcript has 2 exons. Gene Ontology annotation, cellular component: cytoplasm. NCBI's taxonomy places the organism in Eukaryota, Viridiplantae, Streptophyta, Magnoliopsida, Rosales, Moraceae. Gene Ontology annotation, biological process: glutathione metabolic process. The record is from RefSeq and is a predicted model, not a curated record. Gene Ontology annotation, molecular function: glutathione transferase activity.
AUGGAGCAGAAGCCAAAUAGCGAAGUUGUGGUGUUUGGGACAUGGGCAAACUCAAUAAGCGGCAGAGUUGAGCUAGCCCUGAAACUUAAGGGCAUACCUUAUGAGUAUGUAGAAGAAGAUCUGGCAAACAAGAGUGAGUUGCUUCUUCACUACAAUCCUGUCCACAAAAAGGUACCUGUCCUUGUUCACAAGGGCAGGCCGAUUUUGGAGUCCCUUGUCAUCCUAGAAUACAUUGAUGAGAACUGGACUUUCCCUCCAAAGAUUCUGCCCCAAGAACCUUUUGAGAGGGCCAAAAUCCGCUUUUGGGCCAACUUUUAUGACCAGAAGAUAAUACCAGCCAUAUACACCAUUGGAGGAUCAAAAGGGCAAGAAAGAGAGAAAGCCAUCGAAGAGUUGAGCGAGUUGCUGGGGGUAUUUGAAGAAGGAAUCCAGAAAGAUUUUCCGGGAAAAUCACCUUUCUUUGAUGAUGAUGGUAACGUUAGCUUUCUUGGGAUUGUAGUCAACUCGUACGCAUGCAGCUAUCCAGCUUUCCAUGAAGCUGUUGCGAUGAUCAUUUCAUCUGAAAAGAACCCAACAUUUCUGUCGUGGGUAAAUUCUCUUAGGGAAUGCCCUUUGAUCAAAGAAACGCUUCCUGAUCAUGACAGAUUGGUUGAUAGGCUCAAGGCUUUUCAAGCUCGAAUACUGUCUUGA